AUGGCAUUGGAAGAGGAGAAGGAAAGGAAAUCCAAUGAGAGGACGGUGAAGGUUCUUGAUUUGCCAAACUGGAUGUUUCAGAACCUCGUCCAACUUAGUUACCGAAAAGUUCCAGAGCGUGAAACGUACAGCAAACUCAAACAAAAUGAGAGAUUUCCUCUGCUCGGGAGUCGAUUCCUGGUCAUGCACAGCAAGUCUGACCGAAACACUAAGCACGUAGAAAUGGGAUUCCUGUGUUUGCUCUGUCAGAGGACGUUGUCGGGCGAAGAAUGUCACGCUCAUGUGUUCAGUCGGGAACAUGUUGCAAGAUUUCUGGACCGUUUCCACCCCGGCUCCCUGACUUCGAGCACUGAUGCAGAGACUUUAAUGGACUUGGCAAAACAGGCGGGGCGUGUUCACACCAUAUCACAUAUCCAGGUAAUAAAGUUAGACAUGCCCAUCUGGGAGCCAUACUCCUACUCUACUGCAAUAACCAUCCUGACAUCUGCAAAGUGGAGAGUUGGAAAAGCAGAGCUUGAACCCACAAUUAUUCCUAAACAAAAGCUGGUCCCCAGAGAAACUCUGAAAGAUGUCAACAAGAACCAUGUGAGAGACAACAGCCAGAAAAACGUCAGGGUGAUGGAGGGCUGUGAGAACACGACGAGUCAAAAGACCACAGACACCAGUGAGACGAGCCCGAAAAGGAUUUCUGAAGAAGUUGGUGCUAAAGUCACCGAUACACGUUGUUUACAAAAGGGUGACGAGAAGGAAACUCCUACACCAAGUGAAAAAGGAUUGGAGAAGAGAGGAGAGGUGUCUUCAAGAAGUUCAGAAGAGAUGAAGAAAGCAGUUAGUGAGACAUGCCAGGCAAUAAAGAUGAAGAAGAUGGACGAGCCUGCAGCGAGUGAGAUGCCACAAAGCUGCAAGAACACGGACAAAGAGGCUGGAACGCCGAUUGGAAAAGAGAAGAGCAAAAGUGUCAAAGAUGUCCUGAACCAGAAGAGGAUAAUCUCCUGUCCUGUUGAGGAUGUAAAGCAAGAAAUAAGCCAUAAAAUGGAGCCGCUCGCCUCCAGAGAAGACGCAGCUCGUGAAGAAUCCCAAAACCUGCCAAGUAGCGGACAAAAGCAGGGGACCCCGACAGACGAGGGAGAAAGCGGCAAACCAAUUCACGAGACGGAGAAGGGCAAAGAUCUGUUGUGGCAGUAUCUCAAGAGGAAGACUCGAGAGCCCGUGGUUGGCUUAAGUGCACUUCUUGAAUGCCAAUGUGAUGAGCGUGACCCCGUCUACCUGUGCGAGUGCUGCUCCCUGAAGAUCCCAGAGAAGGACGUCAUCAGCCAUGUUACCGGAGUUGAACACCAGAAGAUAUAUCUGGGGGGGUUAAAGAAACUGCCACCUCUACCACUGAUGCACCAGGAGAAGAUGAUCGGAUAUUUUGCUGCUAUGUUUGAACAAGAAAAUGGAUAUGGAGAAGCUCAGGUUGUUGAUCUGGAUGAUGAAAUGUACAAUAGCCUCUCAAAACAAAGCUUUAAAUCAGCCAUACAGACAGUGAAGGUGCUUCAGGAUCAGCAGGACGGGGGGCCUGGACUCCCUUCAACCUCAGCUCUGUCUGGUGUUCAACCUGUAGACACAUCAGUCGGUCUUCAUGCUCAACCUGAGCUCUGUUCUGUAGAGGACGACUAUGAGGUGGUGGAGAUGGAGAUCGAUGAUGAUCAUGAAGAAUCUGAGGCACAGCCACACUCGGAAACUACAGCCGCAUAUGUGAUGACUGAAACCACGUGCAAAACAACCGGAGCCCCCCCUGAAUCAAACGAAGGUGUCAAAAUGACCCAAAUCAAAGUUGAGUCAGCUGACAACACUCACACCUGCCGGACUGUUUCCAGAAGUAGUGAGGUUAAAGCUGAAAUCAUUAUUAACACAAGUGUGGCACCAGUAAAAACCGCCUCCACCUCUCGUGCAGCCAUCUCAAGUACUGUAGCCAAAGUUACAGCGACAACUUCAUGUAAAGCCGCCACAGUCGCUAACAAAGAGUCCACAGUGGUGCGUGAAGCCGCCUGCAGAACUGCACCUGCGUCCAAAACGAAAAACACAUCUAAACCUGAAGCCGCUGCUAAUAUGACUAAAAUGUCAGUUAAAUGGGAUAAAACUGAAGUCUCUGUCACGGUCACGCAGCUGAAGAAUUCAGUGGGGUCAACAGUCGGUGUUGCGCCGAACGUUCAAAAGAGUAAAGCACCUGCAGCUCCCAACCCCAACCCCAACCCGACCACGACCAAGAAUCCGCCCACAGAGCCGUCCCAUAACUUCACAAGUACGAAAAGGCCGAGUGAAAACCCUCCUGCAGUUGCUGUAAAAAGACUGAAAGCAAUUGUGAGACCCAGAGACGUGCGUGUCUCAUCACCCUCCACAACCGAUAGUACAGAGGUUUUGAGACCGCAAGUGACCUUCGCCAGUCCAGCUUCAAGCCCAGCUGACGGGAUGUACGUGCCACAUAACGAAGAACUUUCUCCGGAUAACCAAUCGGAGCAGGAGAACGAACAUGGCCUCCAGACACUAUUGACUAGCAUUCUAGACGCAGGCGUUGCAGUCAAAAUGGGGAAACCACAGAGUUAUGCGAUUCCUCUCGCCACUGGCUCCGAAGGCAGGUUCGCCCAAACCCCUGGUACGUGCAGAGACGCCCCCGAGAAGAGACGACCGCAGGAGGGACGUGAUCCAGAGCUACAGGACAAACAGGACAAAGGCUCUCGGGAAACGGCACCUGUAAAACUCUUCAACCCGGACCCGCUCUCUUCUGAUGCUACAGGGAAUAGAGAACGGCAGAACCAACCCAGAUUCAGCCUGAAACCAGAACGUGUAUCAAGUCACUCACAAGCAGUCGCAAUCAUUUCAAUAGGGGAAAGCAGUCAUUUGUCCAGGUACCUGAGGGUGACGGGACUUGACCGUGAACCAAUCAUAGGUCUGGGCUUUGUGUGGGAGUGUCGAGGGAUGUCUGAGAGCCCAUUCUUCCUGUGUGAGAGCUGCAUGGAGAUGAUUUCCCACAAUGACAUCUGUGAACACAUGAUGAGAUCCGCUCACAAGUUAAAAUACAUCCAGAUGUUGCACCAUGACUUUCUGUUCUUCUGGCGUUUUGAGUUUCUUCUUAAAGAGAUGAAACAGUACAUUGUAGAGGGCAUCGUCGGGAGGCUCUCGAAAUGCGAGCGUCACAACAAGGUGGAUGCGCAGUGUAUACUGCUGAGACCAGGGUUGUUUGAAUAUGUUAGGUCUCUUCCGUUCAGUGAAGCUUUAAAAAUGGUUAAAGACAUCAAGAAAGAACCUAAACUCCCCUGGCCUACCACCUGUACUCCAGAACAACAGGGAGCAGGGAAAAAAAAGGAGAAAUAUAAUUCGGAAAAGACUGUUGGAGAUCUGGAUGGGGUCAAACCAAGAAGAGUCUUGAGUCCUGUAGAUGUGGCCAGUGGGUCCUCAAAUGCUGAUGCUGUUGUCUCUCCAGACUCUAGUGCUGGCACAUGUCUCAGUCCCCAAAAGCAGCCAGAAACCAGACCCCCAGACUCUCAGCAUCAGAGGCCUGUCCCAGAAUUGCAAGUGAAAAAGGAAGAGGUGCACUCAGAAUACCCCUCUUCCUGUAUUUUUGGUCCUACAACCAGUCAAACCCCGUCAGUGUCUCCCAGAGAUGAAUGCUCUCCAACCAAGAAAAGACCAGCUGCUGAAUCUAUUGAAACACAGGUCAGAUCUGGCACAAAUGACCCCCAACUCGAGGAUCAUUUGCCAGCUAUAUACAAACCGACAUACAGUAAGCUGAGGCCUAUCAGUCAGCCCAGCCCCGAAUCAGCCUAUGAGCCUACUUCUGUUGACCCUUCUGCAACCUCCACCCUCCUGUCUCCUGAGGACAAAGACGCAGGACCUGGAUCUGACAUAUCCACUGUUGACAGGAGAAAGCUUGCUUGCUUAAUUGCUCUGGUGAGAAAGAGGAAGUCUGAGUUAAACAUUUACCAUUGCACGUCAGCUCCAGAUAACGGUGACACUGCUACCUCCUGCGCUUACUAUACAUCUAAAAGUGGUGUGGAAAGAACAUGGGAUCCAAAGUCUGUGCAGACUACAUAUAACAUGGUUAAUGUGACACACAAUCCACCCUCCACUAACUCAUUUAAGGAGAUGUUUUCAACCGCAGCCGCUCCUGUGGUCUUGGGCCAUGAGAACCAACUCGUUAGCCCUAACUCAAUCUCUGCUAACUUUGCCAACAAAUCCUCUCUGGAGGGCUCCACUUCAACGAGGGGCAACUUUUGGUUCGGAGCGACUGAAGCCAAAACAGUCGGUUCCAUCUUUCCUUCUGCCAGCACCGGAGACUCCAGCGGCGCACAACACCAGAGAAGUGUCGAAGCUCAGAGCAACUUUGGAAAUGCGAACCAGCCCAGUCCCAUCUUCUGUGCAGUCACCAACGAUAACCCACAGCCACGAGAUAACACACAGACUGACAGCACUGGGGUUCCCAUUAACACCAUCGUAACUGCCAGGCCAAACCAUGCUAACCACCAGUUUGUGGACGGCUAUAAUGUACAGGAACACGCUGAGGGGAACCAGGGAAUUCAGGUCACGCACCCUGCAUUCAUUCACAAUCCUACCGCAGCCAACAUUGAAGUCCUAUUCAAGGCAUCUGCAAACUAGGGUUUUUUUUUACUCUCGCUCCCGAUACGAUGGAUGACUCCAUGAAAACUACCUGCUAAACCAUUUGAAUACCAAGUUAUUUCUGCAGUACACCCAUUAAAUAUGGCUCUGUAUUGGUUUCUAGUGGACAUAAUUUAGUUUAGAUAUGUGGCUAACAUAUCACGUCUUUAUCAGAAAGAUGCCGUCCAGAAUGUUGGGCUCUUCACACGGCUCUAAAUUAAAUUAGUUGUAAAUUGUUCAUUGCCAUCUUAUUUUUUUAAUGCGUUUGUGUGUGUUCAUAUACACAUUCAUUUUUUUUUAUGAAGUUGAGGAUACUGGCUGUACAUUUAAUCAUAUUUGCUUUAUAUAUGAAGGAUAAGUUUGUAAACCUUUUCAAAAAGCAGAUUAAGCUACUGUAGCACUUUUCAGUUUUUAACAUUUCUAAUGUAACAUCUUGAGCGGUCACCUCCUUUUUUUUUUCUUGGUCGUUUUUAUAUAAAUUCAUGUUUUGUUCAUUUUAAUAAAAUUCCCGUAAAAAUGCA
Molecule: messenger RNA, 5156 nt
Organism: Cottoperca gobio
Lineage: Eukaryota; Metazoa; Chordata; Actinopteri; Perciformes; Bovichtidae
Exons: 23
Coding region: 1-4635 (1544 amino acids)
Source: RefSeq, a predicted model, not a curated record